CUCGGGCUCUCGGAGCUGGGAGGGCCCCGACUCCCGCGCAGGGCUGGUGGCGGCAGCCUGGUCGAGUACCCAAGCCCGGGGCGUUCAGGGGACUCGGGGCGGGGGCGGGCGCGGCUCUCCGGGCUAGGCGGAGUCGGGAAGAAGGUUGGUGCGUCAGCCACACGCGCGGGGAGGAAGCGGGCCUCAGGUCCCGGGCGGCCCGCGCGGGCGCCCCGGCACGUCCGCAGGCUGCUGCGAGAGGUGGCAGCUUCUGAGAGGAAGGAGAGACGAGGGCGGGCCUGGGAGGCGGCCGGGAGGUGGGGCGCGGCCAGGGGCUGGCCCGCGCGGGCUUCAUCUGCGGACGCACGGCCUGCUCCCGAGCGCUGGGGAUUCCGAAGCGCGGCACGACAAGAGGCUGGAGCGGCUAUGGGCCGCCGCCGGGGCUUCCUGAUCGGCUUCUUGGUCGCCGUGGGGUUGCUGGGCUCGGGCCACGGCGAGCAGCAGCCCCCAGAGACGGCGGCGCAGAGGUGCUUCUGCCAGGUUAGUGGUUACUUGGAUGAUUGUACCUGUGAUGUUGAAACCAUUGAUAAAUUUAAUAACUACAGGCUUUUCCCAAGACUUCAAAAACUCCUGGAAAGUGACUACUUUAGAUAUUACAAGGUAAACCUGAAAAGGCCAUGUCCUUUCUGGAAUGAUAUCAACCAGUGUGGAAGAAGGGAUUGUGCUGUCAAGCCUUGUCACUCAGAUGAAGUUCCUGAUGGAAUUAAGUCUGCAAGCUACAAGUAUUCUGAAGAAGCCAAUAAUCUCAUUGAAGAAUGUGAGCAAGCUGAACGACUUGGAGCUGUGGAUGAAUCUCUGAGUGAGGAAACACAGAAGGCUGUUCUUCAGUGGACCAAGCAUGAUGAUUCCUCAGACAACUUCUGUGAAGUUGAUGAUAUACAGUCUCCUGAUGCUGAAUAUGUUGAUUUGCUCCUUAAUCCUGAGCGCUACACGGGUUACAAGGGACCAGAUGCUUGGAAGAUAUGGAAUGUCAUCUAUGAAGAAAACUGUUUUAAGCCACAGACAAUUAAAAGACCUUUAAAUCCUUUGGCUUCUGGUCAAGGUAAAAGUGAAGAGAAUACUUUUUACAGUUGGCUAGAAGGUCUCUGCGUAGAGAAAAGAGCAUUUUACAGACUUAUAUCUGGCCUCCAUGCAAGCAUUAAUGUGCAUUUGAGUGCACGGUAUCUUCUACAAGAUACGUGGUUGGAAAAAAAAUGGGGACACAACAUUACAGAAUUUCAACAGCGAUUUGAUGGAAUAUUAACUGAAGGAGAAGGUCCACGAAGGCUUAAGAACUUGUAUUUUCUCUACUUAAUAGAAUUAAGGGCUUUAUCUAAAGUGGUUCCAUUCUUUGAGCGCCCAGAUUUUCAACUCUUCACUGGAAAUAAAGAUCAGGAUGCAGAAAACAAAAUGUUACUUCUGGAAAUACUUCAUGAAAUCAAGUCAUUUCCUUUGCAUUUUGAUGAGAAUUCAUUUUUUGCUGGGAAUAAAAAAGAAGCAAACAAACUAAAGGAGGAUUUUCGACUGCAUUUUAGAAAUAUUUCAAGAAUCAUGGAUUGUGUUGGUUGUUUGAAAUGUCGACUGUGGGGAAAGCUUCAGACUCAGGGUUUGGGCACUGCUCUGAAGAUCUUGUUUUCUGAGAAACUUAUUGCAAAUAUGCCAGAAAGUGGACCCAGUUAUGAAUUCCAUCUAACCAGACAAGAAAUAGUAUCAUUAUUUAAUGCAUUUGGAAGAAUUUCAACAAGUGUGAAAGAAUUAGAAAACUUCAGGAACUUGUUACAAAAUAUUCAUUAAAGAAAGCAAGCUGAAAAGUGCCUGUUUCUGGACAGUGGAGGCCAAAGAAUGGAAUUUCAUUCAAAGGCAUAAAUAGCAAUGACAGUCUUAAGUCAAAUGUUUUAUAUAAAGCUGCUUUUGUAAAAGGGAAUUAUGUUGUUUUAAAUAACAAUUUUUUAAAUUGUGUUAAAUCUAUGUGUAAUAUUAUUGUGAGUAAAAGUAAAACUUUGAUAAUGUGGUAUACCUUUAAUGUUUAAUAUUAAGUAAAAUCAUCAGGAUUAUCAAAUUCACAUAUGGUAAAUCUAAGUAAAUGAUGUUUUAAGUCUCUCAAACUAGAAUUUUGUGUAAGAAGACAUAAUAUAAAUUAAAAUAUGGCCAAUGUGAAAAGUGUUUAUAAGAGAAUGUUAUGACCCAUUAUUAAUAGCCUAAAUGUUCAACAUUUAAGGUGAACAGAUUUAGUAAAUAAAAAUACAGAAGUGAAGUGAA
Messenger RNA from Bubalus bubalis (water buffalo), 2277 nucleotides. RefSeq names its product endoplasmic reticulum oxidoreductase 1 alpha (gene ERO1A). Bases 406 to 1812 code for a protein of 468 amino acids. Gene Ontology annotation, biological process: protein folding in endoplasmic reticulum. Lineage: Eukaryota; Metazoa; Chordata; Mammalia; Artiodactyla; Bovidae. Gene Ontology annotation, cellular component: endoplasmic reticulum membrane; endoplasmic reticulum. The record is from RefSeq and is a predicted model, not a curated record. The transcript is spliced from 16 exons. Gene Ontology annotation, molecular function: protein-disulfide reductase activity; FAD binding; thiol oxidase activity.